Arvicola amphibius (Eurasian water vole) is the source of this 7559-nucleotide messenger RNA. RefSeq names its product NLR family CARD domain containing 5 (gene Nlrc5). The record is from RefSeq and is a predicted model, not a curated record. Gene Ontology annotation, molecular function: protein binding. NCBI's taxonomy places the organism in Eukaryota, Metazoa, Chordata, Mammalia, Rodentia, Cricetidae.
UUAGGAAGGUUGAGAACCACUGGCCUUGGGUGAUGAAGCAAGCACUAAAAAAGGACUUGAGCCUGAGGGGUUAGGGUCAUGGUUGUGCUCCUGACCCUGCCAUCAGUGCUCACGUGACAUCCUUGUCUUGCCACUCCUCCUCAGAACAGUCUGGGAGAGUCGCUUUAUUGUGGGACGUCACGGAGAUUCCCCCCAUAUGGAAGACAGAGCCACCCUCAGGAAAAGCCUGGUAUUCUAUUCUGGGACAAGGACAAGAGGCAGGGCAGGCUGUAGAACUUGGAACAGAGCCAGGGCCAGCGGUUUUCCAGGACGGACCCUAGCCCUGUAAUCCCUUCCUCGCAGCCCACCUGUUCCCAUCCCCUCUCUGCUCUGCGCCCCAGCUUUCUUCUGUAGAUUAGUUAAGCAACCCUUGCAUCUUUGACUUGUGGCUCCUCAAGGCCUGGUGGACACAGCUGGAGACCGUGCUUGUCCAGGUCAGGUGUUGGUGAUGAAUAGCUGUCAUCCUGCAGCGCACUAGAGCCAGAAGUCAGGACUCUGGACCCAACUCCACGAAGUUUUGCUCAGUGGCUUCUCUUGCCUUCCUCCUUUAAAGUCUCAGGGAGGCGAGGAAAGGACUGUGCGGGUCCUGCGGCGCCCUGGCCCCACCCACCGCCCCGCAGAUGCCCACCUUACCCCGUCUUGCUGGCAGGCAAUGGCACGCCCCAGCAUCUCAGCGGCGAUCGCCAAGCUGCGGCGGUUUCCGGGCACCCUCCCCGAGUGCUUUGGGACUGGCACUUUUAAUCCACGUGAUUUCUCGGCAGCGGCGGCGGGUUCCAUGAACUGGCGAACAGCGCUAAGUGGCCACUUUCAGUUUCGCACCGAGCGAGGUGGAGCAGGAGUCGAGUCGCACCUGCACUAUGGAAACAGAACACAAACUGGAGGGCUUAAGACAAGGCCCAGACACUCCAGAGAGCCUCUGCGUGGGAACGCUGGACCAUCUAUCAUGAUCCAAGAAGCCAGGGCCAGCCUCUGAUGGACCCUGAGAGCCUCCAACUGAACACUGAGAACCUGUGGACCAGGCUUGUGAGUCUGCUGAGUAAAAACUCAGAAUGGCUGAGUGCCCAGGUUAGGUCUACCCUCCCUAGCAUGGACCUGGACUGCAGAAGGCCCUUGAACCCUGAGAGCAUUGAUGUUCAGCUCAGGAGGCUGCACACCCAGAGCCUGGCACCUGGGAGUCUUUUAUCCAUAGUCUGUGCAUGGGAGCUUGACGUGCCGCUAGAGCUGGAGGUACCACUGCGGAGCAUCUGGGGCCCAAAAGAUGAAUUCUCUGAGCAGGUAGGAGCAGGUGAGGACAGCUAUCCUGGACCUCCGCUUCACCAUGGCGUCAAGCGCCCUUUUCAGAGCUGUGGGUCCUCACCCCGCCGGAAGCACUGCAGGAAGCAGCAGCUAGAGCUGGCUGAGAAGUAUCUGAAGCUCCUGAAGACUUCUGCCCAGCAGCACCAUGGCGGUGAAUGCCCAGGAGCAAAGCCUACUCAUGCCUCCCCACAAGUCUACAUCCCCCCAAUUAUACAGUGGAGCCGGGCUACAGCACCCUUGGACGUUUCAGGAGGGGGCUACUAAAAGAGACCCCGAUGGCCACAGAUGACACUGAUGUUGAGCAGCCAGGAUCUCUUCAAUUUCAAGGCCCCCAACGGACCUCGAGUGACAGUUCUGCUGGGAAAGGCUGGGAUGGGCAAGACCACGCUGGCACGUCGGCUCUGCUGGAGGUGGGCUGACGGUCAGAGCUGGGACCGCUUCCGGGCUCUGUCUUUUGAGUUCCGCCGGCUCAACAUGAUCACACGUUCGCUGACCCUGCCCCAGCUCCUUUUUGAUCUGUACCUGAGCCCCGAGUCAGACCCUGAUGCUGUUUUUCAGUACCUGGAGGAGAAUGCCCAUCAAGUCCUACUGAUCUUUGAUGGGCUGGACGAGGCCCUCCAUGCUAAUGGCCAGUCCACGGGUGCUGACAAUGCAGGCUCGGCCCUCGCCCUCUUCUCCGACCUCUGCCGUGGGACCCUCCUGCCAGGCUGCUGGGUGAUGACCACCUCUCGUCCAGGGAAACUGCCUGCCUGUGUGCCCACAGAGGCCGCCAUGGUGUACAUGUGGGGCUUUGAUGGGCAGCGGGUAGAGAAGUACGUCAGCCACUUCUUCAGUGACCUGCUGUUACAAGAGCUGGCCCUGGCAGAAAGGAGAGCCAAUGAACGCCUCCGGGGAAUGUGUGCAGUGCCUUGCACUGUGCAGGGUCGCCUGCAUCCUGCCUCGGCCGUCUGCUUCCCUGGAAGCCCUCCAGGGCAGUCUACGGCCCUCCUGCCCACCGUAACCCAGCUGUUCCUGCAGAUGGUGGAAACAUUUAGCCCCAUGGGGACUCUGCCUGCCACGUCCUUGUUGGGCCUUGGAAAGGUGGCCCUUAGUAGACUGGAUAUUGGGAAGGUCAUUUUCUCUAUGGAAAAAGACAUUAGUCCUUCCCUGAUGGCUUUUGGAGCUGCCCACAGCCUCCUGACCUCCUUCUGUAUUUGUACCAGCCCUGAGCACCGAGAAAUAGGCUAUGCCUUUGCCCACCUUAGCCUGCAAGAGUUCUUUGCCGCUCUGUAUCUGAUGGCCAGUGACACCGUAGACGAAGAAACGCUCACCUACUAUGUCACACUCAAUUCCCACUGGGUGCUGCGGACCAAAGCUAGGCUGGGCCUCUCCGACCAUCUCCCUACCUUCCUGGCAGGCCUGGCAUCCCACAACUGUCGUGCAUUCCUUUGCCACCUGGCUCAACAAGAGGAAGCCUGGGUGAGCUCCAGUCAGGCUGCUGUUGUUCAGGUGCUGAAGGGAAGCUGGGCUAGCCGAAAGCUUACGGGGCCAAAGAUGAUACAAUUGUAUCACUGUGUGGCCGAGACCCAGGAGCUGGAGCUGGCACAGUUCACUGCCCAAACCCUCCCGGUCCAGCUCUCCUUCCACAAUCUCCCACUGACCCGUGCAGACCUGGCUGCACUGGCCAACAUUUUGGAGCACAGGGUUGCCCCCAUUCACCUGGAUUUGAUGGCUGCCCGAUGGAAGCCCCAUUGCCCAGAGGCUCUGGUAGGAUGUGGGCAAGUUGAGAAUCUCAGCUUUAAAAGCAGAAAGUGUGGGGAUGCCUUUGCAGAAGCCCUGGGCAGGAGCUUGCCUACUAUGGGGAGCCUGAAGAUACUAGGGUUAACAGGAAGUAAGAUCACAGCCCAAGGCAUCAGGCACCUGGUACAGGCUUUACCCCUCUGUUUCCAGCUGGAGGAGGUCAGCUUGCACGACAACCAGCUGAAGGACCCAGAGGUGCUGAGCCUUGUGGAGUUGCUCCCUUGCCUGCCAAAGCUCCAGAAACUUGAGUAAGUGAUCUUUACCCUCAGCCAGUCCCUUUUCCUGAACCAACGCUGGCUGUCCAGGUGAAGGUUGGCCAUCACGUGUCCUACUGUCAGAAAGCUGCAGGUUCAGGUGAGCAGAUCUUCAAGGGAGUCGGACUUCAUCUUCCUUCUGUCCCCGAUCACAGAGACAGCUGUGCAGCAAUCAGGAACAUCAAACCUACAGGACAAAGACAGCAUGAAGAAGGAAAGGCAGAGCCGUAGCCUGGAACUCAGGCUUCAGAGAUGUCAGCUCAGGGUCCAUGAUGCAGAAACCCUUGUGGAGCUACUCCAGAAAUGUCCCUGCCUGGAAGAAUUGGAUCUUUCAGGGAACCAUCUGGAAGACGAAGGCUGUCGACUUGUGGCAGAGGCUGCUUCCCAGCUGCGCAUUGCCCAGAAACUGGACCUCAGUGACAAUGGCCUCUCUAAGACUGGGGUGACCUAUGUGUUGAGAGCCAUGAGAACAUGUGGAGCCCUGAAGGAGAUGCAUAUCAGCCUGCUGAGCAACACCGUGGUACUCACAUUUGCCCAGGAGCCAAGGGAGCAAGAGGGGAGCUGCAAGACGGGUGCACCGCUUCCCAGCUUGGCAUCUCCUGCGACCGUUCAGAGAUGUCCUGGAGCUCUCGAGAGUCAGGGACAUGUCUCUAUCUCUGCUGCUAUCUCUACUUGUCUGUCUCUGUAUUUAUUGUCUCUAUGGAUAUCUCCACUUAUUUCUAUCCCUUUCCCUCUCAGCCCCAGCCCCAGGCCUUGCUGUGUGCCAGUCCUCCUGUCCCUCUCCCCAUCACAAACCACAAUCCCUCCCUCCUGCCUGUGGGCCUCUCUGCCCGGCCCUGGGGCUGGGGGCAGCUUUCCCCUGGGUACAGUGUCUAGUGGUCACUGCAGAGCUGUGGGUCUGGCCCCUUGUAGGCUGACACACUGUGGCUUCCUGGCCAAGCACAUAGAGAGGCUCUGUGGGGCGCUGAGAGCCAACUGUGAGCUCCACCGUUUGGAUCAUCUUGACCUAUCAGACAACUCUCUGGGGGAUGAAGGGGUGACCCUACUAGCCCAGCUGCUCCCAGGACUAGGUCCCCUGCAGUCCUUGAACCUUAACAGGAACGGUGUGUCCCUGGAUGCUGUGUUUGGCUUGAUCGCAUGCAUGUCUUCUGGGCAGUGGGUGUUCCACCUAGAUGUCAGCCUUGAGAGUGACCACGUCCUCCUUCGAGGAGCUGAAACUGGCAGGGCUGUACUAGCUGGCAGAUGUAGACUAGAGCUCCCAGCUGGAGCCCCGUUACUGACAGGCAGUCAACGCUGCACCUCCAGGAGCUUCAGCCUUCAGGGGUGUCAACUGGAACCCCGGAGUCUUGCCUGCCUCUGUGCCGCUCUGGAGAUGUGCCCAGGGCCUCUGGAAGUCCACUUGUCCUGCAAGACCCUGUGUGAUGAGAGCCUGAAGACCCUGCUGCAGUGUCUGCCCCAGCUGCCCCAGCUUAGCCUGCUGCAGCUGAACCACACAGUCCUAUCUUCAAAAAGCCCUUUCUGUCUAGCCGACAUCUUCAACCUGUGCCCACUGGUGUUACUGUCACUACAGGUCCUAUGCGAUGCUACCCUGCACUUUGGCUCCAAGGAGCAAGAGGGUGUAUGCUUUGGCUUUCCAGGAUGCCACCUUGGCCAGGAGCAUGUGGAGUCACUGUGUUGUUCACUGAGCAGCUGCAAAAGCCUCAUCCAGCUUGACCUCACGGACAACCUGCUGGGUAAUGGUGGGCUCAGGUGCCUUCUGGAAUGCUUGCCACAGUUACCCAUCUCUGGAUGGCUUGACCUUAGCCACAACGGCAUCACUCAGGAAGGGGUCCUGUGCCUGCUAGAGACUCUGCCUUCCUGCCCUCGUGUCUGUGAGGUCUCUGUGAGUCUGGGCUCUGACUUCCGGAUACGCUUGUCCAAAGACGAAGAAGCCAGGACAAUACUGAGGCUAUGCGAGUGCAGCUUCAGUCCGGAACACAUAUCCAGACUGGUUCCCAGCCUGAGCCAGGCCCAACAGCUGACAGAGCUCUGGCUGACCAGGUGCCACUUGGACCUGCCACAGCUGACCAACCUCCUGAGUCUGGUGAAUCGACCAGCAGGGUUGCUGGGCCUCAGGUUGGAAGAGCCCUGGGUGGGCCACAUCAGCUUACCAGCUGUGAUGGAAGUCUGUGCCCAGGCCUCAGGAUGUCUCUCUGAGUUAAGCCUCUCCGAGACCCAGUGCCAGCUGUGGCUCUGGCUGGAAUUUCCUCACCAGGAAGAUAAUUCCGAGGCCAUGGCAAACAGGUUGGCUCACUGUGACCUGGGAACUGACCACAGUCUUCUUACGAGACAGUUGAUGGAGACAUGUGCCAGACUGCAACAGCUCAGCUUGUCUCAGGUUAACUUCAGUGACGAUGACACCACCAGGUCCAGGCUGCUGCAGAACCUCCUGCUGUCUAGCUGUGAACUCAAAACCUUCCGACUGACGUCCAGCUGUGUAAGCACAGAGAGCCUGGUCCACCUGGCAUCUGGUCUGGGACACUGCCACCAUCUGGAAGAGCUGGAUUUCUCUAACAACCAUAUCUGUGAGGAGAACAUAGAGCUACUGAUGGGAGCCCUUCAGGGGACCUGCAAACUAAAGAGGCUGCACCUCAGUCACGUUCCACUGGAAGUCUCCUCCCUGGCCUUGCUCAUUCAAGGACUAAGUCGCAUGACCCUACUGCAGCACCUUAGCUUGAGACAUGACCAGAUUGGAGACGUGGGAACCCAGAACUUAACGGCCAUCUUGCCAAGGCUUCCAGGGCUCAGGAAGUUAGACCUCUCAGGGAACAGCAUUGGCCCAGCAGGGGGAGUGCCGUUGGCAAAGUCUCUCAUCCAUUGCAGGUGCUUGGAGGAAAUCAUACUGGGCAACAAUGCUCUGGGGGACCCCACGGCCCUGGGGCUGGCUCAGAGAUUGCCCCCACAACUGAGGGUCCUGUGUCUGCCAUCCAGCCAUCUGGGUCCUGAGGGGGCUCUGCGCCUGGCCAAGGCCCUGGAGCAAUGCCCACACAUAGAAAAGUUCAGCUUGGCAGAGAAUAACCUGGCUGGACGUGUCCCACAUUUCCGCAAGAGUCUCCCACUGCUCAGACAAAUUGACCUGAUUUCCUGCAAAAUCGAUGACCAAGUUGCCAAGCACCUUGCCGCCAGCCUCAUGCUCUGCCCAGCUCUGGAAGAAAUCUUGCUGUCCUGGAACCUCCUGGGUGAUGAGGUGGCUGCUGAGUUGGCCCAGGUCCUGCCACAGAUGGGGCAGCUGAAGAGAGUGGACUUGGAGAAGAACCGGAUCACUGCAUGCGGAGCCCAACUCCUGGCUCAGGGGCUGGUCCAGGGCUCCCGUGUGCCAAUCAUUCGGCUCUGGAACAACCCCAUUCCUGCCGAUGUGGCCCAGCGUCUACAGAGCCUGGAGCCCAGGUUGGACUUUGCCUUCUUUGACCAGCAGCUCCAGGCUCUUUGAGGAAUUGAUGGACCUCUCAAGACUCUUGGUACAAGCCCAGUGACAACCACAUUUCCCACCAGGGAAAGGGGCUCAGGAGAAGAGCCUCAGUUGGUGCCCAGCAUCCUAUGAAUGCCCCAGUGGGGGAAGAGUACGUUUGUUUUAUCACGAUCCUUAGGGAGAACUUUCUUGGGACUUUGACUAAAAGAGGACUGUACAUCAUACAUGACAUGUGUUACCAGUGGGACACUGGCACAAUGAGAGUACUAUGAUGUCAUAUAUGACAGGGAAGGCUAUGUAUGGUGCACUGUGACCAAGACACGGAAGGUCAUACUCACGACAGGGUAGGUCAUAUAGGUGGCAUUACAUGGAACUUAUAGUGAGCGUGGUAUCUGGUCAGUGGUUCUUAGCACCGUAAAUGGUGGUGCAUGUGAUCAGGAAUCCGCCUAUGACAUGCUGCCUAUAUCACAUAACACUCAGCUUGCCAGGGGACCACAGGCAAGUUCAAGACCUAAUUUAUUACUAUUUUAAAAAUGUAAAACUAGGUGAAUAGUAUAGGCCUCAUAGCUGUUUGGGAAACUGAGGCAGAGGGAUUGCUAAUUUAAUAAGAUCCUGUCUCAAAAUGUCAAAAAGGACUGGUAUACAGCUUAGUGGGAGAGUGCUUGCCUAGCAUGUAUGAAAUCCUAAGCUGAAUACUCAAUAUCUUAUUCUUCCUUCCCUCCUUCCUUCCUUCUUUCCUUCCU